Molecule: messenger RNA, 12614 nt
Organism: Anolis carolinensis (green anole)
Lineage: Eukaryota; Metazoa; Chordata; Lepidosauria; Squamata; Anolidae
Gene: erc2
Product: ELKS/RAB6-interacting/CAST family member 2
Exons: 24
Coding region: 463-3588 (1041 amino acids)
Biological process (GO): maintenance of presynaptic active zone structure; regulation of synaptic plasticity; neuromuscular synaptic transmission
Cellular component (GO): cytoskeleton of presynaptic active zone
Molecular function (GO): structural constituent of presynaptic active zone
Source: RefSeq, a predicted model, not a curated record
GUCUCCUCGGGAAUGCUGGGAAUGUUGAGUCAGGCGCUGGCCGGGCUGGGAGCUGGCCGAGGCUGAGAGCAGGCAGGCAGGCAGGCAGGCAAACCCGGGAGAGGAGCCUCCCCGCCGGGGACGGACUGCGGCGCCGUGGGUCGGUCUCCUCGGGCGGAGGACCGCCUCGCUGGCCUCCUCCCUCCCUCCCUGCGACGCCGCAAGCCGUGAUGGUGUAGGGCUCCAUGCGAGGAGGAGGAAGAGGAGGAGGAGGAGGAGGAGGAGGAGGAGGAGGAAGAAGAAGGUGCAAGGCGAUGGUGGGGAAGGUAUCUUCAGAAUGGAGGAGUUGCAAUAAAGAAUAGGUUGCCUGCUGGAAGAAUGCUGUGAAUCCAUUUGCCAACAAUUGCAACUGGAAUAGAGGCUAAAUAUCCCACUUAAGUGUGAUUAAUUUCUUAUUAAAUAGUACCUCACAUUAUACUAAAAAUGUACGGAAGUGCAAGAACAAUCAGUAACUUGGACGGCAGUCCUGCCAGAUCCCCCCGUUUGCCAAGAUCUCCUCGUUUGGGCCAUCGACGAACAAGUAGUGGAGGAGGUGGAGGGACAGGUAAGACCUUAUCAAUGGAGAAUAUCCAGUCCCUUAAUGCCGCCUAUGCAACUUCUGGACCAAUGUAUCUGAGUGAUCAUGAAGGUGUGGCAUCCACUACUUACCCAAAGGGCACAAUGACUCUUGGAAGGGCUACAAGUCGAGCUGUGUAUGGUGGUCGAGUUACAGCUAUGGGCAGCAGCCCUAAUAUUGCUUCAGCUGGCCUUUCCCAUUCAGAUCUCCUUUCCUAUACCGAUCAACAUGGAGGACUAACCACUGCUUCCCAUCAUCACCAUCAUCAGAUCCCUUCUAUGCUCAGACAGGUAAGGGACAGCACCAUGUUAGAUAUGCAGGCCCAGCUUAAGGAAUUACAGAGAGAGAAUGACCUCCUAAGGAAAGAACUGGACAUCAAAGACAGCAAGCUUGGCUCUUCCAUGAACAGCAUCAAGACGUUCUGGAGUCCAGAGCUCAAAAAGGAAAGAGUCUUGAGGAAAGAAGAAGCGGCCAGAAUGUCUGUUCUAAAAGAGCAGAUGAGAGUUUCUCACGAGGAGAACCAGUUUUGGGAUGCCAGGAAAACAAAGCAUCUUCAGCUAACAAUCCAGGCACUGCAAGAUGAGCUAAGGACUCAGAGAGACCUCAACCAUCUUCUCCAACAAGAAAGUGGAAACCGGGGUGCUGAACACUUCACCAUCGAACUUACUGAAGAGAAUUUCCGAAGGCUUCAAGCUGAACAUGACAGGCAGGCAAAAGAGUUAUUUCUCCUGAGAAAAACCUUGGAAGAAAUGGAGCUGAGAAUUGAAACUCAGAAGCAGACACUAAAUGCCAGAGAUGAAUCCAUCAAAAAGCUUUUAGAAAUGUUGCAGAGUAAAGGGUUGCCAUCCAAAGGAAUGGAGGAUGACAACGAACGAACUCGAAGGAUGGCUGAGGCCGAAUCUCAGGUUAAUCAUUUAGAAGUGAUUUUAGACCAGAAGGAGAAGGAAAACAUACACCUGAGAGAGGAACUGCACAGAAGGACUCAACUUCAGCCUGAGCCAGCCAAGACGAAAGCUCUUCAGACCGUCAUAGAGAUGAAGAGAGAACCAUCUUUAUGUAUUGAUCCAGCUGUAAUAUUUCAGGACACAAAAAUAGCUUCACUGGAGCGUAAUAUCAGAGACCUUGAAGAUGAAAUACAGAUGUUGAAGACGAAUGGAGUUCUGAAUACAGAAGACAGAGAAGAGGAAAUAAAACAAAUAGAAGUUUACAAGAGUCAUUCGAAGUUCAUGAAAAAUAAGAUUGACCAGUUGAAGCAGGAAUUUUCAAAGAAAGAGUCAGAACUUCUUGCCUUACAAACAAAGCUUGAAACCCUUAGCAAUCAGAAUUCAGAUUGCAAGCAACACAUUGAAGUGCUUAAAGAGUCGCUUACUGCCAAAGAACAGAGAGCUGCCAUACUUCAGACAGAGGUUGAUGCCUUGAGAUUACGUUUAGAAGAGAAAGAAAGUUUUCUUAAUAAAAAAACCAAACAACUGCAAGACCUCACGGAAGAAAAGGGAACUCUGGCUGGAGAAAUCCGAGAUAUGAAAGAUAUGUUAGAAGUCAAAGAAAGAAAAAUUAAUGUUCUUCAAAAAAAGAUUGAAAAUCUUCAAGAACAACUUAGAGAUAAAGACAAGCAACUCACCAAUUUGAAAGAUCGUGUGAAAUCAUUGCAGACUGAUUCUAGUAACACAGACACUGCUCUAGCAACGUUGGAAGAAGCUCUCUCAGAGAAGGAGAGAAUUAUAGAGCGAUUAAAGGAGCAGAGGGAGAGAGAUGACCGUGAAAGAGUUGAAGAAAUUGAAUCCUUUAAAAAAGAAAACAAAGACUUGAAGGAAAAGGUGAAUGCUUUACAAGCAGAGCUAACAGAAAAAGAGUCUAGCUUAAUUGACCUCAAAGAACAUGCAUCAUCAUUGGCUUCUACAGGGCUGAAAAGAGACUCCAAGUUAAAGUCUUUAGAGAUAGCCAUAGAACAAAAGAAGGAGGAGUGUAGUAAGCUAGAAGCACAGCUGAAAAAGCAAGCUGAACAAUUGUUCAAUCAGAUGUACAAUCCAAUGCCAAUUAGGAAUAAUGGGAAACAAGGGGCUCAUGAAGCUGAGGAAGAAGCUCGAAUGAACCCUGACUUUGCCGAUAGGAUGAAACAGCUUGACAAAGAGGCGGCAUACUAUAGAGAUGAAUGUGGCAAAGCUCAAGCUGAAGUUGACAGGCUUCUAGAAAUCCUCAAGGAAGUAGAAAAUGAAAAAAAUGACAAAGAUAAGAAAAUUGCUGAGCUAGAAAGCUUGACUUCCAGACAUAUGAAGGAUCAAAACAAGAAAGUGGCCAACCUGAAGCACAAUCAACAAAUGGAAAAAAAGAAGAAUGCCCAAUUGUUAGAAGAAGUCCGUAGACGUGAAGACAAUAUGACAGAUAACUCUCAGCAUUUGCAGCUAGAAGAACUAAGGAAUGCACUGGAUAAGACCAGACAAGAACUGGAUGCCACCAAAGCACGCCUUGCCUCAACCCAACAGUCUUUGGGUGAGAAAGAAGCACAUCUGGCCAAUUUAAGAAUAGAACGGAGAAAACAGUUAGAAGAGAUCCUGGAGAUGAAACAGGAAGCGCUGCUUGCUGCCAUCAGCGAAAAAGAUGCAAACAUUGCCUUGCUUGAACUGUCUGCAUCAAAGAAAAAGAAAACCCAAGAAGAAGUGAUGGCUUUGAAAAGAGAAAAAGACAGAUUAGUCCAUCAGUUAAAACAACAGGUGUAUAGAAAUAGGAAACAGCCCCAGAGCAUGAACUAUCCUUCUAUUUGUGAUGCUGACUUCAUCACAGACAAUGGUGCCAAGUACCUGGGUUCCAGACAUGAUGUACCCAUGCCUCAGACACAGAAUAGGAUGAAACUGAUGGCAGACAACUAUGAUGAUGACCAUCACCACUACCAUCACCAUCACCACCAUCAUCACCACAGAUCGCCUGGGAGGACCCAGCACUCCAAUCACCGGCCCUCUCCAGAACAGGAUGAUGAGGAGGGUAUAUGGGCAUAGCCGGUUCCUAUAAACCAAAGUUCCAGUUUUGUUUUGAGGGAUGAUCCAGUCACUGUUGGAGGCACAUGGCCACGGCAAAAUCCCAUGCUGUACAUUGAUCACCUGUCCAACCUUCGCCUAGAGUGUGAUCCCCAGUUCCUUCAAGAGAUCCAACUUUACUUGCCUAUAACGAAGAGGAAGAGGAGGAAGGAGACAUCUGGGAUAACCAACCAUCAGAGCAUUAACACCAGAGCAGGGCACAUCUGUAAUAUGUUCUACUUUCAUGCAAAUUGACCACAACGCCAUUAGAAGAAAAGGAGGGGAAAGGAAGAAAAUCAGCUUCUUGCUCAAUAUUUUAGGAUUCUACUUUCACAGAAACAACUCCAUAUAUCCUUUUGAAUUGUUGCAGGCUUACUUGUGACCAUUACUAUGCUAUGUGACAUGUAAAAAUGGAACCUCUGAUUGAGAAGGAAGAAUGUUAAUGCACAAAUAUCACUGUUUAGCUAAAACUUGUCUGAAAAUUUCUUCCAUUUCAUUCAAUAAAUAAAAUAUAUUACUGCCAUUUCAGUUAGAUUCUUUUUCAUUGGAAUCUUAAAGGUAUGUAGCACACAAAUUCCAUUUCCAAUUUGUUAGGAGUGAGGCCCUUCUGAAAGCCACACCUGCAAACUUUGUUGAAUUUAAGUCUAGAAAAAUAAAAGUUCCAUAUUGUUUUGAUAACCUAUUAUGGUGAAUGCAAGACACAAAUAUUUGCAUUUUUUAAUCUUAUAUCAAGUUCAGGAUAUGAAUCAAAUUGGACUGGCUCUUCACUGCUCUAAGUUGAAGCAAGGUAUUUUCAAAAGCAGUAAAUUGGGGUCUAAAUCAGAUCUUACUGUUAGUAGAAUGUACUUGAGUCCCAAUUUUGGGAUAAGGUCUCCCAUUCAAACCCUAACAUCCCUAGGCAGAACUGGAUAGCUUCUAUCUCUGAAACCCUGUGGAGCUGCCUGUAAGCAAUAAUGAUCAAGAUGACCACAGAUGAGAUUUGGUAUCUCAUCUCCUUGUUUCUCCUUUUCCUCUGAAGAUCUGAGGCCUAAGGAUGGUUUCAGAGAACAUUCCAAAUCAAGGUGAAAUAAAACCUCAUAACACAUAUAUGGAGGGCUAUUAUAGACAUGAUUACUACAUUUGACUGUCACAAGCAUUGUUGCUUUUCAUGUGGUUAUUAGAACAGACAUGAUUUUUCCAUAAAAAAUAGUUCUGCUAUUAAUAUUUUUCCCAACCAUGUUUUGUCUUAUUCAUUAUUGGCCUUUUGCCACUCUGUCUCAAACUUUUAAUUCUUUUUCUCUUUUCCUUGAAAGCUUCCUUGUAAAUAUAAUUAGUGUAUAAACUAUAUAUUGAAUAUAUAGAGUGUAAUUUUGCACUGGAGCAUUCAGAGCAUAAUGAUCUGCAUUUCCAGCCCCAUCACAUAGGCAACUAUCAAGGCUACAUGCUCUGCAAAUGCCAUUUAUUGGGUAAGGACGGGGAGAGGCGGAGGCAACCAGGCAACACUUGACUGCAUUUCUGCUAGCAUCAGAAGAGAAAUGGCACCGCUCUCCUACUUAUACAGAACAACCUUAUUUCUUUCUCCAGUUGAAUAAAAUGCUAGAGCGAUUUUUUCCUUGAGUUCAAGCUGUCUAUUUUUAGUGCCUAAUUGCCCUCACUGCUAUUUUAACUCCUGCUGAGUUUGUGUACAGGGUGCCUUGAAGUGUAACCUACUGUAUUCAUAGGACCCACAUCUGAAUAUGCAUUGUACUGUGCAUUCAAUUGGUCAGUUUUUGUUGCAUGCUAUCAUGUCACUUCUGACCUAUGGCAGCCCUAAGAUGAUAGAUCUUCUUUACAGGAUGUGGUGUGUGGCAUUGCUCUCUUCCAAAUCUGAGAGAGUGUGACCUGCUGAGCGAGUUCCAUGGACAAGUGAGGAUUUGGAGUCCCAGAGCUCCACCUUAACUCACUACUAUACCACUCUAAUUCCCGCUUCUGCUUCCACUGUAUAUAUUAGCAUAGUUACAUUAGCAUAGUCUAUCAACAAUUCUUUUUCUCCUAUGUUUUAGACAGGAAGUCCAGAGAUUGGUCAUUGAGUCAGCAAGUUGAAAACUAGCCCCAUCUGAAAUGUCUGGGGUUGUCAAGAACCACUGUUCUUGACCUUAUUUGAUAACAACUUUGACUUCCUGGUCUCCAUGUUCUUUCACCUCUCCUUCUAGUUUGCUUCUGGCCAUCAUUUAAGGCAGACUUCAGGGUGGUCCAAAUUCUGUUCCAGGUGGAAUGGGGCAAUCUUAAUUGUUUAGUCUCUUAUUAGUGAUGGUGAUCUAUUUUGUAAUCGUUCUAGUAGCAUUUUAAAAAAAUGUUGUUUGAAAUUUCCCAAAAAAUCAGUGGAUGGGUCAAACAUUAUGAAACUUGAUAGACAAAGAGUUAUUUGCUUCCAUUCUUGCAAAUUUCAUCUCAAUGGCUUUAAAAAUUAAGCAGAACGAAGCCUCUGAAUUUUCCCCAUUUAUUUAAGUGCAAGUGAAGCAAGAAGCCAUUAUCUGGACAAAACUUCAUUUUCCAGAAGCCUUGGGCUAAGCCAAUCAGGGCAGAAGGAAGAGGGGCGGAGAGGCGGGGCCGUCGUUCUGGUAGCGUUUUAAAAAAAUGUUGUUUGAAAAUUCCCAAAAAAUCAGUGGAUGGGUCAAACAUUAUGAAACUUGAUAGGCAAAGAGUUAUUUGCUUCCAUUCUUGCAAAUUUCAUCUCAAUAGCUUUAAAAAUUAAGCAGAACGAAGCCUCUGAAUUUUCCCAAUUUAUAAAAGCAUUGGGCUAAAGCAGACGUUUCUCCAAUAGUACUAUGCCCACUUUAAAACUACAAUUCCCAGAUGUCCUAGGCCCUCUCUCCUCUUAACAUUCCCCACCCCCUUUUGUCCUCACUUAGAAUCAUAGAAUCAUAGAAUAAUAGAGUUGGAAGAGACCUCGUGGGCCAUCCAGUCCAACCCCAUUCUGCCAAGAAGCAGGAAAUUGCAUUCAAAGCACCCCCAACAGAUGGCCAUCUAGCCUCUGCUUAAAAGCCUCCAAAGAAGGAGCCUCCACCACACUCCAGUGCAGAGAGUUCCACUGCUGAACAGCUCUCACAUUGAGGAAGUUCCUCCUCAUGUUCAGAUGAAAUCUCCUUUCCUGUAGUUUGCAGCCAUUGUUCCAUUGCAUCCUAGUCUCCAGGGCACCAAGAAAACAACAUGUUUUCUCCUCCCUAUGACUUCCCCUCACAUAUUGAAUGAAUGAAUUGUUUAUUGUACUAGCCAUAGGCCAUGACAUCAGUAAUGUACAACCUUUAUAAGCACUUUCCAAUAUAAACAUUAAAACUUGUUAAAACAUUUAAAAAAUUUAAAACUAGCUCUUUAAAAUUAUGAUAGCAGCAACAUAACAAUGACAGUGUCUGAUUUGUAUCAUCCCAAACCAUCACCAUUUCCAUUUCUGUCCUCAAGUAUGGAUUUUGCUACUUUAGCUCUGAUCUUUUGGGCUGCAAUUGCAAAUGUGGCAACCUUUAGUGUUAUAUUUUUGGAAUAAUCUGCUAGCAAGUCACAGAUCACAGCAGAUUGUUGCCAUGCUGCCCUUUCUAUACAUGGCCCUCCUCAUGUCUCCUCUCUCUCCGCCUUCUCUUCUGCAGGCUAAACAUGCCCAGUUCUUUAAGCCGCUCCUCAUAGGGCUUGUUCUCCAGACCCGAAAUCAUUUUAGUUGCCCUCCUCUGACCAUCUUGACCAAACUUUCAUAAGGUAUAUGAAUUCUUGGAAGGUAUGAGAAGUUUAGAGAGAGAAGGAGGGAGGGAGGGAGAGAGGUAGAGGUUUGACUCUUGGACUCCGAUUGUGGCUUGAUUCCCCACUCACCCACCCACUUGGGCAAGUCACACACUCUCAGCCCCAGAAAAGCCAAUGAAACAGGAAAUAGCACUUUCAAACCAGGAACUGAUUUCCUUAUUCAGAGGCUGAUGGCCAUCUGUUAGGAAUGAUGUGAUGGUGUACUAUGAUUUCUGUUCCUGGGUGAUAAAUGUCAUUUCCUAAUUGGUUCUGUCAUAGAAACAUGGCAAAAUUUAUGACAAUGCCUGAACUUGGUCUUUGCACAGGGGACAUGGAGCACAUUAUGGUUUGCUGGGACACUGUCCACCAAUUUAACAAAGUUUCAGCCACAAAAACAAAGUUUCUGAAAUAGAACAAUUACUUUCUAAGUAAAGACAAUUCAAUUAAACAGGAAAUAAGACUUUCAAACCAGGAACAGAUUUCUGCAAGUAUUAAAAAUGGUUUAUUAUAAAAUCUAUGAAAAUUCGCCAAAACUCAGAGGAUAAGGGAAACAUUCUGAAUUUUGGUGAGCUGGCAGUGUUAAAUGGGUUCUACCACUGUACCAAGGUUGAAGAAGAUAGCUCAAAAAAUGAGGGCAGGAGAGUCCGGUAAACCCCUCGGUGCUGUUUUUGGCCACUGCGCAUGUGCGUCCACCAUUAACAAAUUAAUUUUGAAUAUUCUGAAUAUUCUUAAGUUUCAAAACUUUUUUGGGCCAAAUUUUGGAAGUAGUUUCAGAAACGAAGCGCCAGCGCCCCCUACUUUAGAAGCGAGUUUAGAACCAUUUUUUCAUGGCAUCACUCAUGCCUAAUAUGUAAUGCCUGGCUGGCACUCCUGUGUUGAGACAAGAUACUUUGUUUUUAGUGUGAUUGUAACUGGUUUUUAAAUGUUCUUCUGUGUGAUUUCUAUAGAACUGAUCAAACUUUCUAACUGGUCUUAAUAGCAUAUCUUUUUACAAUCGUCUUAUAGCCAGAGUGUGAGCCAGUAUGGAGGAAAUACAACAAAAAAUGAUAAAGUCCUACAAUGAUUCUGUCAUGCAUAACCUUACAAUGUCUAUACUGGAUGAGUACAAAGUGACUUGCUCCAAAUGCCAUAGACCUCUGUUUUUAUAACUUUAGGUGAGAGGCAGAAGGCCUUUUCUUCUCAACUAUUUAUAUAGUACUUUUCAGGAACAUGCAUGCAUUAUUGGCUCCUUUAGUUGAGUAUGGUCUACAGAAUUGUGGCUCCUUUCCGCCUGCUUUAAUACUCUUCCUGGUGGAAACGGGGGGCGGGGGGACUUCUUGGUGGCUGCAACCAGACUUUUGAGCUUCCUCACUAGAGAGGCUAGAGUUUUCCUACUUCAUUGGGUUUUUAGGAACUGACAGCAAUAAACUUUUCAUAGUGCUCUCUGUUGUUGAUUUUUUAAAAUAUGUCUCAGUACUUAGUAGCUUUGAGAAACUUCCAACCUGCCUAGAAAACAAAUAACUGGGUUUCCAAGGGGUAGCAGAGGGAAGACUGGCAGGAUGAUUUGGUGAUGUCAUAUUGGGAUUCCUGCAUGGCAACCUUAUCUGCAGGCUGGAGAUAAGAUAACAGCAAAUGGUACCUUGGGGGGGGGGGGGGUAGCAAAAAUCCCAGAGCUCGAUUCACCCUCCACUGUCAAAUAGCUGUUGUUGUUGUUGUUGUUGUUGUUGUUGUUGUUGUUGUUGUUGUUGUUGUUAUUUACAGCAAAGACAGAACUGGCCUUUAAAGCCAUUAUCAGCUGUCAGUGUUGUUUUGCCACCUGCAGUACUUUUAUUUUGAAACCUAGCCUAUGUAUUUUGUGCAUGGGCGCUGACACAACUUGGGCGCAUGGAGUAACAAAAUCUCCACCAAGGAGGCCAAGUAGAAUUCAGAGUGCUUGUUUGCUGAGAGCUGAGGUUUUCUUUGCUUCCUUUCCAUUGCUGGGAUGUUGGAAUACAAUCAAAGGCUGGCCCUGUUUCCAGACAAACCUGUCCAAAAACAACAGAAACAAUUUAUAUUUGACUUUAUUUUGUCUUGUUUUUUGGCCUGACUACAGAAAUCUCUUCAGUGGAUUGUGAGUGCUGCCUUGAAAACAACAUGCUUGACUGCUGGCCUCAGAGAAAAAUCUGACAUAAUUGUAAUGGGUACUACUGAGCUUUGACAGUUUCUAUGCACUGAACCCCUUCAAGUCUCUUUUCCUUGACUGGACACAAACACCAUAAAUAUACUAUACAAAGAACUCAAAUUGUAAAGGCUUCACUUCUGAAUGCUUGGGCCUAAAAUCAAGUUGCUAGUCCCAAUAAAAGCGAAUUCACUGAAUCAAUGUGAUUUAUUCAAGUGUUGGCUUACCAUUCAGCAGUUGAUUCAUUAGCUUUCUACUAAAUAGGUUUGGAACUGGAUUCAGGCCACGGGAUUCAUUAAUUUUCUCUUUUGAAGAACAUUUCCAUGUAACCACUGUUUAUUUUGAUAAACUAUUAAAGGGAAUAAAGAUGCAAAGUCCUUUGCUUUUGAGCCUGUGUUGACAACACUGCUAUAUUCUUUGUUCAUUCCAUUUUUCAGUUUCCCAAUAACAGUUGUUUUUAGAAUGAUGUAAAAACUAUGGUUUUGAGGAAAUGACAGAGUGAACUCUAGGUAUUCCACCAUGUUCUGAAUAAUUGUUCUUUUCCUGUACAAUAGUACAGGAAAAUGUUUUUCAUAGAGUGUUUAGAUGCUUGAAAAGAGAUUAUUAUCCAAAAUGUGUUGGGCUCAGAGCAAACGUUUUCUCCCUUUUGAUACCUUGAGUUUUCUCCCAGAUUGGUCUACCAGUUUUUUUUUUUGUUUUUGUUUUUCUGAAGUUACCUCCUCUAUUAAUAAUGCCAAAAGUAAUCACAUUCCCAAUCAAACAAGCACCAAACAUCCACAAACAAAACUAGUACAAAAAACAAAACAGAUCUCCCAAAACCAAGAUCUGUAGAGUAAAAAUCAUAGAAAUAGCCAAGAGGGAUUCUAAGAGACAGAAAAAUAAUAGCAAUAGUGAAUACUCCUAAAUUGCACUUCUAUUUUAUAUUUUAACAUUACAUCUUGAAUGAAUGCAGGCAUGGACUGUUGAAUUCUCUUUUGGAAUCUUCCUCCAUAUCAUAAUAAUUCAAGCUUGGUCACUUCCCUUUCACUUAUUUCCCAGAUUUCUUUUUUUAUUGUGUCAGAAGCGAAGUGAAAAUAUAUGCAAGUCUCUUCUGGUGCGAGAGAAUCGGCCAUCUACAGAGACGUUUCCUAGGGGACGCCCAGAUGUUUUACCAUCCUGUGGGAGGCUUCCCUCAUAUCCCUGCAUGGAAGCUGGGGCUGACAGACAUGAGCUCACCCUGUCUUGCAGAUUCGAACCACUGACCUUCAGAUCUGCAGGUCAGCCAUUGUUACAAUCCAGGCAGCGAGAGCACCGAAAAUCAACACUGAGGCCAAUAAUCUUUUAAUAUCUGGAUUAUAGCAAAUAGUAAUAUAAAAAUGAAUUGGUGGAAAAGUUGAGCAAGCAAUAGCCCUUUAAGAAAAGGUAUAAGAUAGUCCAGAAAUGUCAAGGAAUAUGUCCAGUAUUAGAGUCCAAAGUCCAGAUACCGAAACACACUCAAACCCAAACAGCGUUUGAGUGGGGAAUCAAUUCGACAAGCAAGGAACACAAACAGGGUUCAAAUGUUCAUAAAUAGUUCUUAGAAGUAAGGCAGGAACUUGAGAGCGUAGAAAUAAAACUUGGUACAUGAAACAACAGAGAAGUAGACUCAAUCCCGGUCUACUCGUGAGUAAUGGCGACUGCUGACCACCCGAGUCAAGAGGCUGUGAACUUAAGGCGAUGAACCAUCUUAACGUUAGGUAACGUUGACACCGCAGGGAAACUACUGUGAGCAAGGCUUUUAUUGAAGUUCAGAGUCUUCCCCCCAAGGGGCCUUCCUCUCCAAAGUUCCCAAGGGAAAGGCUUCUAGCAAGAGUCCCCACGCUUAGCCAAGCGGGCGCUUCUCUUCAGCGAUUGUUUCUGAGAUCUUUGUUCAUUUAGAUAGCGUCUCCUGUUGAAGGACACGGAUUCUGGAGAGCUUAGGACAUCUGGCGAGGGAGUGGAGUUAUCCUCCGCAUUUUCCCUUUCAAUUAGAGCUGGCUGUGAACUGUCAACAACUGGCAGCUGCAAAUUCAUCAGGUCAAGCUGACUCUGAGAAAUAUCAACAUAUUUUUCAUCCUGGUCGAAGGCAAACCCGGGGUCAGGUACCGGGGCCAAAGGUAGCUGGGAUCUAACAGCCAUUCAGCCGGCACAAAGGUUUAACCCAUUGUACACAGCAGCUCCCAGAUUUCUAACACUUGCUAAUCCGGUCCCUUUGAUAGUAUUAUUCAACAAUUUAAUUGACAAGAGCCAGUAUUUUGUAUGAGUUACAGACUCACAGACCUGAAAGACAUAUCAUUCACCCAUGUUCCAAUUUCCAGCAGAAUGGACCUCCUUUUCCCCAUGUAGCUGAUGGCCUUAAAGUAGGUGUGGGGCCCUUCCUUACUGGUCAAAGGUAAAUCAGAUGAAUUCCAGUAGACUUCCUCACCUAUGUUUAGAGGAUCAAGACCAGUGUGCCCACAAGUCAUCAUGGGUAGUGGCCUUAAACAAUGAGAUGGCUAAAAUUGGCCUUCCUUUACAAUUUUUGAAUGAUCUAGGACCUAGGGCAAAACAAGUGCUCAUGCAACGCACUCAUGAUAUCUAUGCUCAAUUGGACCUAGCAAGUAUAGGUAGGUCUUCUGCCACAAAGUUUUUAGCCUCCCACAAAAUGAAUACUCAUUUAGAACACUAUCUGACUAUUCCAGUUCCGUUGCCCUUAAGAAGAAUAUACACCAGGGCCAGGUUUGAACAACUCGGUAUUAUGAUGCAAACUGGUCGCUACUGUAACAUCCCAAGAAAUGAGAGAUUCUGUGUCUGGGGAGAUCAAAUAGUGGAAGAUAUCGAACAUUUUUUGAUUGACUGCCCAGCAUAUGCCGAACUUAGACACAGUUAUUUACAUCCAUUAUUAUCUAAUUUUAGGUCUCCCAACAGAAAUGAUCUUCUGACAGUCCUUUUGCAAGGACAAGAAAGAUCCACCAUAAUUAGAGUAAGCCUUUUUAUCCUGAAAGCUAUCAAGAAAAGAGCACAUUUCCUGAAAGAAGAAUCAGGAAAAUAAGAUUUGGUCAGCUGCCUGUCCUCCCAUCCUUUUUGCCUUGUUUUUAUUUAUGUUGCACUUUGAAAUGGUCAUAUGACUGGUCAAACAAAUAAAUUAUUAUUAUUAUUAUUAUUAUUA